Messenger RNA from Anolis sagrei ordinatus, 5978 nucleotides. RefSeq names its product contactin-4. The record is from RefSeq and is a predicted model, not a curated record. Lineage: Eukaryota; Metazoa; Chordata; Lepidosauria; Squamata; Anolidae. Gene Ontology annotation, cellular component: axon; plasma membrane. Gene Ontology annotation, biological process: cell-cell adhesion; brain development; axon guidance. Gene Ontology annotation, molecular function: cell-cell adhesion mediator activity.
UGCUUACUUUGUAAGAGAGAGCAGGACUGCUCUGAUGUCUCUCCCAGAUAACGGGCUCUGCCUGCUUCAGUCCAUUUUUCAGCAAGGAAAAGCUUGUGAUUUAAUGUUGAGUAUAAAGCUUCAGAAGACCAGCAAGAAAAUAAAGUAUCUCACAUGGUGAGAUAUAAAAUGCAGCGGUGUAGAUUUUAGAGGAGAUGGCAGAAUUUACGGAAGCUGGCUAUCCCAGGCAAUUGGCAACGGAGAGUCAAGGAGACAGAUUUAAGACUCACCAGAAGGAAACUCUUAUAUCAGUGGGAAGAAAGUCAAAUGCCUGGCAAAUGCUUGCUGCUGUCCAGUAAAGUGUAUUGACACUGAAAAGAAAAUGUAAAUAAGAUGAAAGAAGCCCAAGUUUAUUGUGGCUGGAUGAAAUUCAGGGAGACUGUCUUGCUAGGAGGAAAGAGAGGAUGUGUGUGAGUUGGGGGAAACCAUCAGUGACAUUGGGACAAAUUCUGGAGGAGCUGUCACAUUUGCUGAUUAAAGAUUGGAUAUAACUUAAAAGAAGCAUCAUUCUGAUCACUACGUAUUGGACACCAGCCUCCUUUGACCUCGGAAAUUGAAAAUGAGGUUGCUAUGGGAACUGCUUGUUCUGAAAUCAUUCAUGUUGUGCCUUGCAGAUGACAAUAUACUGCGUGGACCAGUUUUCAUCCAAGAACCAAGCAGUGUUGUUUUUGCACUGGAUUCUGAUGAGAAGAAAGUCAAACUGAACUGUGAAGUUAAGGGAAAUCCUAAACCAACGAUAAGGUGGAAGUUAAAUGGAACCAUAGUUGACAUUGGUAUGGAUUACCGCUACAGUGUGGUUGAAGGCAGCUUGUUGAUCAAUAAUCCCAAUAAGACUCAAGAUGCUGGAACAUACCAGUGCAUAGCAACAAAUUCAUUUGGAACAAUUGUUAGCCGAGAAGCAAAACUACAGUUUGCGUAUCUGGAAAAAUUCAAAACCCGGACUAGGAGUACAGUGUCUGUCCGACAAGGACAGGGGAUGGUAUUGCUGUGUGGACCACCACCACAUUCUGGAGAACUAAUCUAUGCCUGGAUCUUUAAUGAAUACCCAUCAUUUGUGCACCAAGAUAAUCGCCGCUUUGUUUCUCAAGAGACCGGAAAUUUAUACAUAGCUAAAGUGGAGAAAUCUGAUGUGGGGAAUUACACAUGUGUGGUGACAAAUAGUAUAACCAACAACAGAGUGCUGGGACCUACAACACCUUUAAUCCUGAGAAAUGAUGGAGUGAUGGGUGAAUAUGAGCCAAAAAUUGAAGUUCAAUUCCCAGAAAUGGUUCCAUCUGCAAAAGGAACAAUUGUGAGGCUGGAGUGUUUUGCACUGGGAAACCCAGUUCCAGCAAUCAGUUGGAGAAGAGCAGAUGGAAAACAAAUCCCCAAAAAAGCUCGGAGGCACAAAUCGAGCAGCAUUCUUGAAAUCCCAAAUUUCCAGCAGGAAGACGCCGGCCUUUAUGAGUGUGUGGCUGAAAAUGUGAGAGGAAGGAACAUGGCUCGAGGCCAGCUGACGUUUUAUGCUCCUCCCAACUGGACGCAGAGAAUAAACGAUGCCCAUGUGGCUAUCGAGGAAAACAUCUACUGGGAAUGUAAAGCAAACGGGAGACCAAAGCCUUCUUACAGCUGGUUGAAGGAUGGUGAGCUGCUCCUCCCGCAGGAAAGAAUUCAGAUUGAACAUGGCACACUCACCAUAACCAAUGUGAGCCUCUCAGACACCGGCAUGUAUCAGUGUGUAGCUGAAAACCGAUACGGAGCCAUCUAUAUCAGCGCAGAACUGAGUGUAAUCGCUGUGGGUCCAGAUUUUUCCAAAAACUACUUGAAAAGGUUAACUCUUGUUAAAGUUGGUGGUGACGCAACCAUUGAGUGUAAGCCCAAAGCUUCCCCAAGGCCUACCUUUACUUGGAAGAAAGGAAAAGAGAUCCUAAGAGAAAAUGAGAGAUAUGCUAUCAUGGAGGAUGGAACUCUGAAGAUUAUCAAUGUCACUAAAGCAGAUGCUGGCAGUUACACAUGCAUAGCGACAAAUCAUUUUGGAGUAGCCAGCAGUACUGGGAACCUGGUGAUAAAAGAUCCAACACGGUUUAUGGUGGCACCUACCAGCAUGGAUGUCACUGCUGGUGAGAGUAUUCUUCUUCCUUGCCAGGUAUCUCAUGAUCAUCCGCUAGAUAUUAUGUUUACUUGGUCAUUUAAUGGACACCUGAUAGACUUUGAAAGAGAUGGGGAUCACUUUGAAAGAGUUGGAGGGCAGGAUUCAGCUGGUGAUUUGAUGAUCAGAAGCAUCCAGCUGAAUCACGCUGGAAAAUACGUCUGCAUGGUGCAAACGAGUGUGGACAAGCUAUCGGCUGCUGCAGACCUGAUUGUAAGAGGUCCACCAGGUCCGCCUGAAGCUGUGACAAUUGAUGAAAUCACAGACACAACAGCUCAGGUCUCUUGGAGGUCAGGAGCUGACAAUCGCAGCCCUAUCACAACGUACGUGGUUCAAGCAAGAACCCCAUUUUCUGUGGGAUGGCAAGCAGUUAAUACAGUGCCAGAGGUAAUUGACGGAAACACAUUUACAGCAACAGUGGUGGGUUUAAAUCCCUGGGUUGAGUAUGAAUUCCGAGUGGUUGCUGCCAGCCUUAUUGGGAUAGGAGAGCCAAGCAAACCAUCUGAGAAGCGGAGAACCGAAGAGGCUCUUCCUGAAGUAACCCCAGCUAAUGUCAGUGGAGGUGGCGGUACUAAGUCUGAGUUGGUGAUAACCUGGGAGACAGUUCCUGAAGAGUUACAGAAUGGAGGUGGAUUUGGUUAUGUGGUUGCUUUUCGUCCAGUUGGCACGAUUAGUUGGAUGCAGACAGUAGUGGCUUCUCCAGAUGCCUCCAAGUAUGUGUUUCGGAAUGAGAGCCUACCACCAUUUUCACCAUAUGAAGUUAAAGUGGGUGUGUACAACAACAGAGGCGAAGGUCCGUUCAGCCACGUUACAGUUGUUUAUUCAGCUGAUGAAGAACCCAACAAAGCUCCAACCAGCAUCUUUGCCAGAAGCUUGUCUGCUUCAGAAGUAGAAGUAUUUUGGUCCAUGUUGCCAGAAAUGCAGAGUAAAGGAAGAAUACAGGGCUAUGAGGUUAGAUACUGGAGACAUGGAGAUAAAGAGGAGCAAGCUAGAAGAAUAAAAACCAUGACCAACCAAACAUUUGCUAAAAUCAGCAACUUGAAGGGCAAUGCAUUGUACCACUUAGCCAUCAAAGCUUACAACACUGCAGGGAUGGGACCUUCCAGCGCUGUAGUCAAUGUAACAACCAAGAAGCCACCACCAAGCCAACCACCUGGAAAUAUCAUAUGGAAUUCAUCAGACUCAAAGAUUAUAUUGAACUGGGAUCAAGUGAAAGCACAGAAUAAUGAAUCUGAGGUGAAAGGAUACAAAGUUUUUUACCGAUGGAAUAAGCAAAGCAGCACCUCAAUAAUAGAAACAAACAAAACAUCUGUGGAGCUUUCACUGCCUUUUGAUGAAGAUUACAUCAUAGAAAUAAAGCCAUUCAGUGAUGGAGGUGAUGGCAAUAGCAGCGAGCAAAUCCGAAUUCCAAAGAUUUCAAAUGCCUACGCAAGAGGGUCAAGUGCUUCGACUUCCAAUGCCUGCACCCUGUCUGCCAUCAGCACAAUAAUGAUUUCCCUCACAGCUAGAUCAAGUUUAUGACAAAAAAUAUCUAAAGGACUUCCUGUUAAUGAUAUAACUAAGCAACAUUUAGCUAGUUGUUUUGAAGACACCCAGUACUAAGUAAUAUUGUUGUUCAAGUACAUCUUACUACUGGAAAAAAUGUUUUAUGCUUCUCUAGGAAUGGCAUUAUACGGUACUUCCUCAAAGCAAAUAUAGCUUUGUCUGAAGUUUCCUUGGAAACUCUGCAAUGCACUGAAAACAUCCGUAAUACGAUGUUACCAAAGCAGUUUACAUAUGUCCUUAUAUGCAUAUUUUUAUUAUAUAUUUAGUGUUUUAUAGACUUUUUUAAGGUUAACAUAUGAUGUAGAUAUUAAUUUCCUUUCCCCUCUGCUAUAAAAUACUGAUGACAUUAAUCUUGCAAAUAUAUAUUGUUUUGGAAUGUUUUAUGGCCAGAAGGUCAAAGUCCUCAGUAAUCAGUUUCAGAUUGAUUGUAUAGUUUUACAAGAGUGCAUAUUGAUGGAGCUCUUUUGGCCUUGAUCUCUCCUCCAAAGCUUCUGGAAACAGAAAGGAUUCUCCUAUGUUUCUAUGAAGCCUCCUCUUCCCUCCCUUCCUCUCCUCUUGUUGACCCUCAAGCUGCACACACAGACAUUAACACACACACACACUGCUGAUAAGGCAAGGCUCUCCUCAUGGUCUUGUUUAAUGAGACACUCUUCUCCAUAGACUGCUUUCACAAGGAAAAGAUGGAUGCACUUGAAGCAUAGGACAUAUGCCCCGGGCUCAACCACUAAACAAAGAAGAAUGAAUGCCUUUGAGGAUCCCUCUGAUAUAAGCAGAAUGGGAAUGGAUCCAGUAGUCUCUCUUCCAUCCCAUACUUUUCCUAUAUAGGAUUUCAUAUAUUUUUUUUGGAAGAUCAGAUGAUUAAAAUAAAUUAAUGCAUUUGCUUUCAGGCUGUAAAGUCAAGCACAGAAUAAUCAUCUAGGUAAUAUUUUGAUGAUGCCUAUCAAGAUUUUUAUCUGAAUGUACUGAUUUAGCUUUCUUUAACAUUUAACAAAUAUUGAAUUAAUGUUCAUUCCAUUUAGCUGUCAUCACUCCAGUGGUAAAGUAAAACCAACAUUGUUAUAGCAGAGAACAGGAUUCCAAAAGUGGUAAAAAUCUGAAAUUCUAACAGCUGAAUUUACAUUAUUCUGGAUUUUCACAAUUUUAAUCAGGAAGUCUGCAAAUCUGGGAAACUUUAUAUGAAAGAUAGCUAUACUUUCUUGUCUGAGCAAAUAUUUAUUUUGAUAGAUAUACAUGGUAACUAUAACUCUCUAAAGAUUGCUUUCAUGCACAGUUAUCCAUGGUUAUAGAUUUUGUUUGACUAUAGGCCAAAAACUAACGAUAAUAACAUUUCAAUGAAUUUCUUCUCUUACAGUGCAUGUCUGGGUAUUUCCAUGCCCUUUAAAAUAGUUUUUCUCUUUUUGAUGAUUUCCAAUCCUCCUGGCUUUCUGCUAUCAUAAGAGAUCAGAACCCGAAAUUGUAUGUUCUAAAGACCAAGGUUCCAUUUUCUUGACCACAUUGUCAUACAUAUCUAGUGUGUUAGUAAAAUUGAAUUCAAAUGUGAGUACAAUCUUUCAUGGAGUCAUUUCAUGCAGCCUCUGUUCAUUCCAGUAGCGCUUGUGCUGGAGCAUAGUUUGGUGAAUGGCCCAACACAGUGGGUUCAGUCUGCAUGCAGAGGUUUUAAUGUAGGCAUGAAGUUCUACACAAGUCAGCUCAUGCGGAGCUUCUGUGUGCACUAGUCUAGCAAAGUCCUAGAUCAUGUCCAAAAUUUAUAAGAAAAAUAUAUUAAUACAAAAGAGAUUUCUUACUAUGGAAAAUUUUUUGUAAGUAUGCUGAGAUAGAUCAAUGAUCAUUCAAAGAAUAGACUUUUCUAUUCAUUUUUUCCCAAGUUUUAAAAAUGCACAGCAGAGGUUUCUAAUUUGUUCUUCCGAAUAGCUUAAAUUUGCCUGUUAUUUGUCUCUUUGGCUUCCAGAACAAUACAAGCUAACUUUUAAACCUUCAAAAAUAUAUUUAUUAAGUAAUUCAUAACCAGGAUUCCACUUGUGUAAGUCAGGGGUGUUAACCAGAGAAAUAUUGUCAGUAUUUCAAGCUGUGUUCCUUUCUUAGUUUGAUAUGGUUACUUCUAUGUAAAAACAAAAAACUUUAAAAAAAACUGCAAAAGAAAGAAAAUGAAAGAAAAAAAAGCCUAUGUAGUUUUUCUCCCCAGUGUAAAUGAUAUUUAUCAGUGAUCUAGCAGAUGUAAUCUUUUUUAAAGUUAUUGGUAAUAAAUAUUCUGUUAUUUGUAAAGAUU